CUCCCCUUUCUAUCCUCCACCUCGGCUUAUCUCCUCCCCCCUCCCCACCACCACCACCACCACCAUGGCCACAGCCGCUUCCCUCUCCGCCACCGCCUCCUCCCUCCUCGCCCCCGCCCCCGCCACCACCGGCGCCGCGGCGGCGCAGUGCUGCUCCUCCUCGUCCACCGCGCUGUUCCCCACCCCCGUCCCGUCGCUGCGCGCCUACUACCCGCGCCUGCUCCUCGCGUUCCGCCGCCCCGCCGUCGCCGCCGUCGCAGACCCGCAGGGCGCCGUGCUCGAGGAGGAGCAGGGGGAGCAGCAGGACGAGGGGCAGGAGCAGUACGACGACGACGACUACGACGACGGGUACGAGGGCGGACGCGGCCCCGCGUUCACGCCCCCCACCCGCCCGCGCACCGGCAAGGCCGCCCUUCCGCUCAAGCGCGACCGCACGAGGUCGAAGCGAUUCCUGGAGAUACAGAAGCUGAGGGAGAGCAAGAAGGAGCACGACGUGCCCACGGCCAUCUCGCUGGUGAAGCAGAUGGCCAGCGCCCGAUUCGUCGAGUCCGCUGAGGCGCACUUCCGCAUGAACCUCGACCCCAAGUACAACGACCAGCAGCUCCGCGCCACGGUUAAUUUGCCCAAGGGGACGGGCCAGUCGGUGAAGAUUGCGGUCCUCACACAAGGUGAGAAGAUAGAUCAAGCAAGAGCUGCAGGAGCUGAUAUUGUCGGUGGAGAUGACCUGAUUGACCAAAUAAAAGGAGGAUUUAUGGAAUUUGACAAGCUGAUUGCAUCACCUGAUAUGAUGCCUAAGGUCGCCGGAUUGGGAAAGAUUCUAGGACCGAGAGGACUUAUGCCUAACCCCAAAGCUGGGACUGUUUCUCCAAACAUAACUCAGGCUAUCGAAGAGUUCAAGAAAGGUAAAGUUGAAUACAGAGUUGACAAGACAGGGAUUGUUCACAUUCCCUUUGGGAAGGUUGAUUUUCCUGAAGAAGACCUUAUUGCAAACUUCAUGGCUGUUGUUCGCUCUGUCGAAAGGAACAAACCAUCUGGUGCAAAGGGGAUAUACUGGAAAACGGCAUACUUAUGCUCAUCAAUGGGGCCUUCAAUCAAGUUAAACAUCAAAGAAAUGCUUGACUAUGGCUCAGAAUCAUCAGACUAAAUGCCACGAAAAGCACCAGUUAAGAAAUCUGGUGUUUGCUACCACCUUCACAAAAUUAACCAUCCACCCUUAGCGAUAAAUGAACCGGGAAACAUGGUGGGGGAAGGCAAGGGAGGUGCUUAGGUACAGUUUUUUUUUCAGUCUCACCUGCAUCCAUCCAGCAGUUACACGAUGCCCAAGUCGACGAAGGGGUGAUAUUGUUGGCCAUUUGUACUUACGAGCAAAUUAUUUACGGACUUAUAGAUGUGUUUUCUGAGAUGUUUGUUGUAAUGAUCAAUAUUUUGUCCAUAGUCAUCCUUGAGCUUACGACAGCAGUUUAUUCUCACCAGUA
Molecule: messenger RNA, 1475 nt
Organism: Oryza sativa Japonica Group (Japanese rice)
Lineage: Eukaryota; Viridiplantae; Streptophyta; Magnoliopsida; Poales; Poaceae
Product: large ribosomal subunit protein uL1c
Biological process (GO): translation
Cellular component (GO): large ribosomal subunit
Molecular function (GO): structural constituent of ribosome; RNA binding
Source: RefSeq, a predicted model, not a curated record